Funneliformis mosseae is the source of this 558-nucleotide messenger RNA. Lineage: Eukaryota; Fungi; Glomeromycota; Glomeromycetes; Glomerales; Glomeraceae. The record is from the annotation of a GenBank genome assembly.
AUGAAAUUAUCUAUAAUUACAUUUCUUUCAAUUUUCCUUUCAUUAUUCGUAGUUACAAUAGCCGAACCCAUUCAUAAAGUCAGACGUUUAUCGGUAUUUCCAGCGUCAAUAGCCUUACCAGAAUCAGAUGGACCUAUAGCAAAUGAUCCAGAAAAACCGGAAAAACAACCAGAACAAGAAGCACCAGAACAACCAAAAGAAAGUAAUCCACAGGAACAACCAGAUGAAGAUCCGCAAGAACAACCAAAAGGAAGUGAUCCAGAAGAAAAGUUACCAAAUCCAGUUGAACCUCCAUCAUCACCAACAAGUGAUUCAAAAGGAAUUCCUGCAGAAACUCCCCAAAACAAUUCAGACGGAACUCCUGUAGAAACGCCCCCCACCACACCAGGCGGAACUCAGACCGAAACAUCAGUACCGACAAGUACAGAAUCCUCCACACCAUCAUUUGUACCAAGACCUUCCAUAAUAUCUCAAAGUAAUGCCUCGGUUAACAGAUCUUUUGGAUUUGUUUGUAUAUUACUUGUCAUGACCAACACUAUUCUUACUCGAUUCCACUAG